Molecule: messenger RNA, 807 nt
Organism: Phialemonium atrogriseum
Lineage: Eukaryota; Fungi; Ascomycota; Sordariomycetes; Cephalothecales; Cephalothecaceae
Exons: 2
Coding region: 1-807 (268 amino acids)
Biological process (GO): maturation of SSU-rRNA from tricistronic rRNA transcript (SSU-rRNA, 5.8S rRNA, LSU-rRNA)
Cellular component (GO): preribosome, small subunit precursor; nucleolus
Source: RefSeq, a predicted model, not a curated record
AUGGGAACUAAGCGCUCAUUCAAGGAGGUCGAUGCCUCGACGCCCGAGGAAGGCCUCGAAGACGGCAGGCAGAUGAAGAAGCAGAAGAGGAAGGAGGAUAACAUAAACUGGGUGAAGAAAAGGGCAAGGGAUAUUGAAAGGAUAUUCAAGCGAGAUAAUUCAAAACUCCCGGCCAAUGUACAAAAGGACUUGGAGCGGGAGUUGGCUGCUCACCGCAAUCGGAUCGCAGAGGAGAAGGACAGAAAGCUCAAGGUCAAGAUGAUUGGGAAAUAUCGUAUGGUCCGCUUCUUUGAGAGGAAAAAGGCCAUGCGACUGUCGAAGCAGCUGCAGGGACAGCUCGAGAAGGCGACUGAUCCAGCCGAGAUGGAGACUCUCAGGGCGGAUAUGCAUAUCGCCGAGGUUGACGUCAACUACACCAACUAUUUCCCACUCAUGGAGCCGUACAUCAGCAUGUACAAAGUCACAACUGCGGAUAAGCCAGACGACAAGAGUACUGCUCAACUUGCCCUCCGCUCGGAGAGACCCCCCUUGUGGCCGACGGUCGAGAAGGCCAUGGAAGAGGGACAAGAAGCGCUAGAGCGGCUCAGAGACAGGCAUCCCGAUGCUGAUGCGAAGCCACCGGCCCAACCAACCUCGAAACAACCCCCCGCGGGCAAGGCGAAGGCCAAGGAUUCGAGCGAAACCAAGCCAAACAAGGCCAGCGGGAGCAAGACACGGGCUUCUGGUCCUAGGAGCAAAACUCAUAAUAACAUAAAGCCAGAGGAGAGCAGUGAUAGCGAGGGUGGUGGGUUCUUUGAAGACGCCUGA